CAGCGACGACGAGACCACACCAGCAUGGCCUUCAAGACCGCAUGGACGCUACCAACGCCAACGUCAUCUUCGCACGCAUGGAUCUUCCUCGAGUCGUCUCCCGGCAGUCGCAGUGAGAGCCGCGUGUCGUCGCACGCCAGCGACUUUGGGAGUGGGCUUCGCGCAGGCCCCGCGCCCGAGCUCCAGAGCCCGUCGACGCGGGGGCUGCUGUUGCAGUACGCUUGCAUUGGCCUCGUCACGGGUGCACUGCCACUGCUCCCGACCGCCAUCUUUCAAGACGACUACGACGCGCACCUUGCCUCCGUGUACUUGGCGGUGUGCACGCUACCAUUGCUCGCGACGCCUCUUCUGGGGCUUCUCGCCGACUGCCUCCCCCUCGGCCGCCGUCGACGGCGCGUGUGCAUCGUGCUGGGGUGGGCCCUCUGUGCUGUGUCCUGCCUCGCGAUGGCCAUCACGCCACUUCGCACUCGGAAUGCCACGUCACUCCAUGUGUUUUGCUUGCUCAUGACGGCGUGUGCAAGCUUCGGGUGCGCGGCCGCCGCCGCCGCCUCGGAAGCGCUGCUUGUGACAUAUGCGCAAACCGAGCGCAUUUGGGAGCGCGGCCAGCUGCAGACGCGCGCGCUUGUGCUUCGCACGACGGGCACGUUGGUGCCGCAAGUGCUUCUCGGGGCCAUGGCGCUCGAACGCGUCAGCGUCAUCUACGCCCUUUUGGCCGUCGCGAGCGUCGGUGCGGCGAGCGCGACGAUCCUCUUUGUCACGGAAUCCGUGCCCGACAUGUCGACGCGGCACUAUCUGCACCUGCUCUGGGCGACCUUGCAGCAGCGCGUCGUGUGGCAGCUCUGCGCCUUCCAAGUGCUCUUUAGUGUCGGCUUUUAUGUGUCGAGUUUUCUCGGUUCGGCCCCGUGGCUCGCGCUCGAGGCGCGCCCCGUGGUAUGGUUCAACCUGGGUGGCACGAGCAUCGCUAUUCUCGCACUUGUCGCGAUGGGUCUCGGUGGUCUCGGUCUCGACUGGCGUCAACUGAUUGUCGUCAACACCGCCUUGUACACUGUCGGCAGCGCCACGGUGCACCUCUGUUCUUUGUACGGCGCCUUGCCGGACGAGUAUACGUACUUGGUCGUGACCAUGGUGCUGCAAGCCCCGCUGGUUGUUGUGCUCUUGCCAGCCAACUAUUGCAUUGUCGAAGUCGCCAGCGUCGGAGCUGAAGGAGCCGUUGCAGGUCUCGUCUCGGCGUGCGCCUUGGUCGCCCGCCCGGUUGCAGCGCUUGUGUACCGAGCACUGCAGGCUGCGUGGCCAGCCGCCACGAGCAAAACCAACGGCUCGAAACUGGAGGCCACACGUCUCGUAUUCGUGGUGUACUUUCUCCAAGCCAUGUCGCUGCUGUGGCUCCAUCUCCUUCCGCGUCAAAAAGCCCACGUCGUCCAGCUCAAACUGCAUGGCGGUUCGAGCGCCACCGGAGGCGGACUACUACUGCUUGGUGUCGGCCUCAUGGUGGCAUUUUCGGCAACGAUGAGUAUCCUCCCGACGCUAUCGACCACAAGUUGUCUCUGGAUCGCAGGCGGCAGCGGCUGCAACUAAGCAGACAUCACCAUGUCUUAUUUAAUCGAUGUGUAAUGAAUACUAGUACGUCUGUCAGGUAACACAGGUC
This is a messenger RNA of Saprolegnia parasitica CBS 223.65, 1645 nucleotides long. RefSeq lists its product as hypothetical. NCBI's taxonomy places the organism in Eukaryota, Oomycota, Saprolegniomycetes, Saprolegniales, Saprolegniaceae. The transcript has a single exon. The record is from RefSeq and is a predicted model, not a curated record. The coding region runs from base 25 to 1575 and encodes 516 amino acids.